GUGGCCACUGACCUUAGUGGGCGCACUCUCACGGCCUUGGCGUUUCAUAGAGAUUUUGUGGAAAAUAGAGGCUGUGCUUAACUUAUUUCGGUAAUUUUGAUGAAUACAUGAGCUCUUCCACGAGCAGAGCAUUCGUUUAUUUCUGUACAUCAUCCGGUGCAUGUGUGUUUACUCUCGGUCUCUUUGAAAGCACGUUUUCCUCAUGCUAGUCUUUGUAUGUACUGAGCGCUUCUGGAAGACAUCAGCCCGACUCCAGCUGCUUUCAUUAAACUGCGCUUUGCUUUCUCAGGGUCGCGUUUUUGCCUUACAAGAACUGUAGUUUCGUAAUUGCUUCACGCUUGGUGUGAAGUUUAUUUUUUUUGUUUUGUUGUCGGUAUAAUAGCAGCCAUUGAAUUGCUAGCUGCUAGCUAGCCCGCUUCACUCUCAGUCGGCGUGUUGGAGCUGCUGGAAAAUGUCAGAUUUUGACGAGUUUGAGAGACAGCUGACCGAAAACAAGCAAGCGGACAGAGACAAGGAGAACAAGCACCACCGGCGCAGUGGCUCGAGAAGUCGCAGCAGAGACCGGGACAGGAAAAGGAGGAGCCGGGACCGAGACAGAGAAAGGCGAGCAGGCAGCCGGGAUCGUCAUGGAGACAGCAAGGACCGCAGACACAGACGCAGCAGUCGCUCUCCACACCGUGAGAAGAAAAAGAUUAAAGUGAAAAAAUACUGGGAUGUUCCUCCCCCUGGAUUUGAACACAUCACACCCAUGCAGUAUAAAGCCAUGCAGGCUGCUGGUCAGAUCCCAGCCACUGCUCUGCUUCCCACAAUGACCCCCGAGGGUCUGGCUGUGACCCCAACACCUGUUCCUGUUGUGGGCAGUCAGAUGACUCGUCAGGCCCGGCGGCUUUAUGUCGGCAACAUCCCGUUUGGCAUCACAGAAGAGUCUAUGAUGGACUUCUUCAAUGCUCAGAUGCGUUUAGGUGGCCUGACUCAGGCCCCAGGCAACCCAGUUCUUGCUGUUCAGAUCAAUCAGGACAAGAAUUUUGCCUUUUUGGAGUUUCGUUCAGUAGACGAAACGACACAGGCCAUGGCAUUUGAUGGCAUAAUUUUCCAGGGACAGAGUUUAAAGAUUCGUCGACCACACGAUUACCAGCCUCUGCCAGGCAUGAGUGAGAAUCCCAGUGUCUAUGUCCCAGGCACGUCUCUCUUUUGCUCCCCCAAUUCUUGCGUCGUCUCCACGGUGGUGCCUGAUUCGGCACACAAACUCUUCAUUGGCGGUCUGCCAAAUUACCUCAACGACGACCAGGUCAAGGAAUUGCUGACCUCAUUUGGCCCUCUAAAGGCCUUUAAUUUGGUCAAAGACAGCGCAACAGGCCUCUCUAAGGGCUAUGCCUUCUGUGAAUAUGUUGACGUCAAUAUCAGUGACCAGGCCAUCGCGGGACUAAACGGGAUGCAGCUGGGUGACAAGAAACUCCUGGUCCAGAGAGCAAGCGUCGGCUCCAAGAACACCACACUGACGGGUAUAAACCAGACACCGGUUACCCUUCAAGUUCCAGGUCUCGUGAACAGCUCGGUGACUCAGAUGGGAGGCAUUCCCACAGAAGUAUUGUGUCUGAUGAACAUGGUGGCUCCAGAGGAGCUGCUGGAUGAUGAAGAGUACGAGGAGAUCGUGGAAGACGUCAGAGACGAGUGCUCCAAAUACGGCCAGGUCAAGAGCAUCGAGAUCCCACGUCCCGUCGAUGGCGUGGAAGUUCCUGGCACUGGAAAGAUCUUUGUGGAGUUCAUGUCAGUGUUUGACUCCCAGAAAGCAAUGCAAGGCUUAACAGGAAGGAAAUUCGCCAACAGAGUGGUGGUGACAAAAUACUGCGACCCUGAUGCGUACCAUCGCCGCGACUUCUGGUAGAGACGGGACAGAAUCCAGAGCGAGAGAGACUCAGAGAAACGCAGAUGGUGUGAUUUCAAUCUCUCGGAAGCCCCUUGUUUUGUAGAUUUAUGAGAUCUGAGAGAGUGUGAGCUUUUUAAAAUCUGGCAGACUAAAAGCAUGACUUGUGAUUGGUCAGAAUGUAGCGAACCAAUCAUUUGUCAUGUUUUUUUUUGUUUUGUUUUUGUUUGUUUUUUUGAUGAUGAUGGUGAUGACGACAACAACAUUGAAGUAUGUGCAAAGCUUUAAGAUGGGAAAAUGGACCGUACCAUGUCAGUACAUGCAGUCAAGGAUUCUGUUAGACAUGCCACUAAACUUCCAGCUUAAUUUUGGCUCCUAGUGAUUUUCACUUUUUGUCGAUGUUAGAUUCCUACUCUAUCAUCUGUACAGCUCACACACUGGUCAGAUAGGAGAGAGAGGAGGAUGUAAGGAGCAAGUGAGGAAAGAGAAAUUGACAACUACGAAAAUGAAUGAUACACUCAAACAAAAAGGGGAGAGGGGGUAUUUCAGGCUUUGUUAUGUGGAUAUGGUUUUUAUUUAGGCUGUGAGGUUACCUGUUAAAAAGCCAGAGGAGUUUCCAGGUCAUCUUUCGACAUCAUACAUGUAUGAGGUAAAACCGCUGCAGGCUAAUCGCUAUCUUGUAGAAGGUGAAUAUUACCAAUUACAUCUAUACUGUCCUCUGUUUUCCCCCUCCUCCUCUCUUUUUCCUGCUAUCUCUCCCUCCUUUUAUAAUAGUUGUACUGUUUUUCGUGAACCCUAUUUUCCUGGCCCGAUCUAACCAAAUUUAUACACGGUGAAAAAAGAUACUUGUCUCUGCUUUUUUUUCCGUUUUGUUUUUUUAGUUUUUUCUGUUUUUUUUCCUUUUUAUACAUUCUGUAUCUAACUGUCCACUGCUGUUUUUUUAAAACUGUAAUAAGCUGAGUUGAUUUAAUACGAUGCGUUUAUGUAUGAAGACCAGAGAAACUUCUGGUGAAAUAAACUCAAUGCGUUUGAACUGA
Molecule: messenger RNA, 2901 nt
Organism: Puntigrus tetrazona (Sumatra barb)
Lineage: Eukaryota; Metazoa; Chordata; Actinopteri; Cypriniformes; Cyprinidae
Gene: u2af2a
Product: U2 small nuclear RNA auxiliary factor 2a
Exons: 11
Coding region: 452-1885 (477 amino acids)
Biological process (GO): female sex differentiation; mRNA processing
Cellular component (GO): U2AF complex; commitment complex; nuclear speck
Molecular function (GO): poly-pyrimidine tract binding; pre-mRNA 3'-splice site binding
Source: RefSeq, a predicted model, not a curated record